CAGUUUCAGGAGCAGAGGAAGGUUUCAGUGGCCGGUUCGAUAGAAAAAAAGAAUACGUAGAAGUUGGAACUGAAGCAUAAAGCGUGUUAAAGUCCGUGUGUGGAGUUACUGCUGCCGCGAGCCGCUGGGCACGUGCCUGCUCUGGAUUAGAUGAGACGGAUUUCACGAUGAGGAGCGACCCGGUUCUGUUCGGCUCCAACAGGGCGAUGGAGGAGCUGGUGUGUGAGCUCCGUCUGUUCCUGGACCUGUUGGACAGGGAGUAUCUGAGCGCGGGGGUCCGAGAGAAGAAGCUGCACCUCUCAAACAUUCUGCACAGAGUCCUCUCAGAAAAAGAGCCUUCCUUCAAGUCAGAGAUCAGCAGUGGUCUGCCGGCACCGCCUCAGAUGCCCCUCCCUGAGAUCCCUCACCCCUGGCUGCCUCCAAACACCGCCCCCCCCCCUCUGCCCAGCUCCUCUCUACCAGAAGGCUACUAUGAGGAAGCAGUUCCUUUAAGUCCUGGAAAAGCUCCCGAAUACAUCACAGCCAACUAUGACUCGGACGCCAUGAGCAGCUCUUAUGAGUCGUAUGAUGAGGAAGAGGAGGAUGGAAAGGGCCAGAAGAUGCGUCACCAGUGGCCAUCUGCAGAGGCGUCCAUGGAUCUGGUGAAGGACGCUCGGAUCUGUGCAUUCCUGCUGCGCAAGAAGCGCUUUGGACAGUGGACCAAACUGCUCUGUGUCAUCAAAGAGAACAAACUGCUGUGUUACAAGUCCUCCAAAGACCAGACCCCCCAGAUGGAGCUGACUCUGUAUGGGUGUAGCAUCACUCACAUUCCGAAAGAUGGCAAAAAGAAGAAGCAUGAACUUAAGAUAGUCCACCAGGGGGCAGAUGCGCUGGUUCUGGCCGUGCAGAGCAAGGAGCAGGCAGAGGAGUGGCUCAAGGUGAUGAGAGAGGUGUGUGUUAAUGGGGGCGUGGACUUGGAUGGAACUGGAUCUGGUUCACCAGUGCACAAACCUGAACUGGAAAAGAAGGCAUCUUAUGACAAACCAAGUUCCGAUGGUGAAGCAACUCAUGAGAACGGACACAGCGACUGCAAGGACCAAGGAAAAGGGAAGAAGAACGCAAAGUCUGAGCAGAAGACUGGGACGGUGGGGAAGGGAGCAGGGAAGAAGAUCACCAAAAUUAUCGGCCUGGGAAAGAAGAAGCCGUCCACAGACGAGCAGACAUCUUCAGCAGAAGAAGACGUACCCGCAUGCGGCUACCUAAACGUGUUGUCCAAUAACCGUUGGAGAGAGCGUUGGUGCCGUCUGAAAGAAAACCAGCUGCUUCUCCAUAAGGACCGUGACGACCUGAAGAGCCACAUCGCCUCGCUGCCCCUCAGAGGCUGCGAGGUCAGUCCUGGCCUGGAUCACAAACACCCGUUUGCCUUCCGCCUGCUUCGUAAUGGCCAGGAGGUGGCAGUACUGGAGGCCACUUCCUCUGAGGAGAUGGGUCGAUGGUUGGGGAUCUUAUUGGCUGAGACUGGCUCCACCACAGACCCAGCUACCCUGCACUACGACUACAUCGACGUUGAGACCACCGCCAAUGUCAUCCAGCUGGCCAAGCAGUCCUUCUGUUUUACAAGUAAGCGUGCUGUCUCUCCGAACCCGUACCUGGACAGCCCAGUCAACGGCUACGCCUGCCCCAGUGGCAUGGCUCUGCACUAUGAUGACGUGCCCAUCAACGGAAUGCUGAAAGGAAAGAAGGGAACUGGGCCCAAUGGGGGGGUAUCAAAACACAAGGCAGAGCCAAAGAACCAGCUCAAAAAGAAUGGAGUCAACGGGACCAAUGGGACAGCUUCUCUGCAACGCAACAGCUCCAAUGCAGAGCAGUGUAAGUAUGGCAAGAACCGGGUGGAGGCCGACGCCAAGCGGCUGCAGACUAAAGAGGGAGAGCUGAUGAAGAAGAAGCAGGAGAUCAGGAACCAUCUGACCCAGCUGAAGAAGGAGAGGAGAGACCUGCGCACUGCAGUAGAGACUUCACCUGGCAAACGUUCACUGGCCUCUCUGACGGAGCGACUGAAGAAGGUGGAGGAAGACUGCAGGCAGAGGGAGGAGGAGCGGGUGACCCUAGAGCUGGAGCUGACAGAGGUGAAGGAAAGCCUGAAGAAAGCCCUGAGCGGGGGGGUCACCCUGGGCCUCACCAUUGAACCAAAGGCUGGCUCCUCUGGAGUCAAGUCACCGGCUAUGUUGCGAAAGAAACAGGAGUCUUCCCCUUUCUCCAGCUGUGACACCAGUGACACAGAGUCGUGCUCGCUGCCCGUCAACAGCGCCUCGCUUCUCCGCAGGCAGCAGGGCCAGAAGGCGCCGGCGGUCCGGGGCCACGUCCUCAGGAAAGCUAAGGAAUGGGAGCAGAAGACAGGCACAUAAACCCCCCCAUCACAUCAGUCUGAUUUGUUAUCCUUUAUUACUUUUCAAGAAAUGUGUGUAUAUAUUUAUUUAAAACUUUUCAUACAGUCCUUUCCACAUGGCAAUCACAUGAACAGAAGCAGUUGUUGCUUUUAGUGUCCUGUCAGUACUACAACCCUUUAAACUGAGUCACCAUGGAGAUGUGCAACCUGUGUCCUUUAGUUGUUUUCUCAGAAGUCUGUUCCAGCAGAUUGACAGUGUGGAUUCAAAAAGGUGAAAACCAAGUAUUUAUUUGUAAAGGUGUAGAGCAAAUACUAGCUCCCUUUGUUUAUUUAUGUUGAUAUAUUUAAAGUUUGAUUUUGAUGAAUGAGUUGCGCUUAACAGAGUCCCAUCUCCUACAAGGUCACAGGUCAGCUUCUGCUAACAAAAUGCAUUCAAAUAAUCAUAACCCACAGCAGCAUUUAUCAGAUCAGUAAGAGUAACAUUAGCAUUGCCCAGUCGCUCCCCAGAUUAUCUUAACUCUGAGAAAGCACAAUUAAUUGUGGAGUUCCAUCUGUAUGGCUGGAUUAAUGCAAAGCUGUAUAGUUGCAGAAAGAAAAAAACAUUUUUGAUUAAAAUCACAAUUUGACAUUUGAUUCACAAACCUGUCUCAUUCCAUUAAUAACAACAGAUAUUAUUUAUUUUCUUGGUCAAGGUUGGGACAGUUUAAGGACAUUUUUGCAGAUAAAUUAUUAAUAAUGUCAUUCAUUAUUAAUACAAUGUGUUUUAUGAGUUAUUACAUGAACACAAAUUAUACCAAUACUGAUCUUGUAUUUUUACUCAAAGAAAUACAAGUACAACAAAGCUUGUAGCGUUGCUAUCAAAAAAAGACUCAAUAUGGUAACAAACGAGGCGGGCUCCAGACCUCUGAAUUACUGCCCAAAUCCUUGAAUUGGUGCAUAGUUUGCUAAUGUCUUUUCCCGCUGGUUGAAAAAAUCUACCAAUACCAAGUUGAAAAAAGUGAUAUAAAAAUGUGAACAAACAGAAAUGAGAUGGACGCAGCGCUACAGAUUACAGAAACUAACUUAGUUCAAUGUAAUUAAGUUAGCUUCUUUGUUGACCGAAAAUGACAUUGAUAAAACAGAUAAGUCCCCCACUGCAGAAAAGGGGAAACAUGAUCACAACAUCAGACUAAUAAAUUAAGUGAAAUAGUAAUUAUCCAGUAAUCACAGUUUUGGCAAGCUACAACUACAAAUGAAGUGCAUUGGUGCCAGUGUGUUUGCGCACCAAGCCUCCAAGUCGCAUUCUAAGCCCCUCAAAUAUAAUUUUCACGAACUCGAGUCACAUUUCUAUUAUACCCCAUUCACACCAACGGUGUUUCAGGGCCGGUUCGGUGCUGGUGCUUGAAAAGCACCGGGUUUUCCUGUUCACACCGCAGCGGAGCAGCCUCUAAGCUCCGGAAUCCGGUUCGUUUCGAGCACCAAAA
This is a messenger RNA of Trematomus bernacchii (emerald rockcod), 3828 nucleotides long. It is a transcript of the gene afap1, whose product is annotated as actin filament associated protein 1. Gene Ontology annotation, cellular component: cytosol. The record is from RefSeq and is a predicted model, not a curated record. Gene Ontology annotation, molecular function: SH3 domain binding; SH2 domain binding. NCBI's taxonomy places the organism in Eukaryota, Metazoa, Chordata, Actinopteri, Perciformes, Nototheniidae.